Molecule: messenger RNA, 542 nt
Organism: Bursaphelenchus okinawaensis
Lineage: Eukaryota; Metazoa; Nematoda; Chromadorea; Rhabditida; Aphelenchoididae
Source: the annotation of a GenBank genome assembly
AUGAGCGAUCAAGUUCAAGACGAGGUACUGAAGGGAGGACAUCCACCAGCUGAGAAAGUGGCCGGAGGAAUGAGAAUCGCCCGCAAAGACCGCACGUUGAGCAGUGGAGACAAUGGGGAAGGAUCGGAAGGUGGCGAGCUGGAUGCUGAAGGCAAGCUACGCAUGAGCAAGGCUGAAUCUCGGCAGGUGAGGGUUUUUAUUGGUUUUGAUGGAUUUAGGUAACAAAAAUUUGAAAAUUGCAUUUUAGAGGUACAGAUGAUGGUGUUUCUGACCGUUUACCUUCUAAUUUGGUCAAAAUUUUACUAUUUUGUUUUAGUAGAUUGAAACUAGGUGAAAAGGCUUAUUUUAUCGAACUUUCAAAGAUUUUUCGGAAUUAUUGCUCAUAUUUUUUAAAUGUUUUCUCAAUAUUGUCAUUCCAGAUCCAACGCGACUUCCCAACCGACGGUAUCAAGGCCAUGCACGAGAAGCCGCAUGCCACCCGUCAACCCGAUGGGCCUCGCAAACCCCAUGCCACUCAGGUCUUUCAACCCCGCAAGCAAUAG